AUGGCGGGCAUCGAGCAGCUCGAGAUUCACAGCAAGUCCUACAUUGUGCGAUGGGUCAAGGUUGAUGAAGGCCAUACGAUAUCAUGGAGUCUUCAACCACACAAGAAGUCCAUCAACUUCGCCAUCGUGAAGCACCCAGGAUCUGGCGGUACAGCUGCCGGCUCCCAGACCUUCGAGGCCACGGCCACCCCCGAACACCCAGCCACCGAGGCCGCUGUGUCCGAUGCGAAAUCAGGCCUGUUCAGGAGAGAUGCCAGCACAGCGCAAGAUCAGCUUGCCAAGAAGGGCUUUAUCCCCAUCCAGUGGCACGGCAAAUGCGAGGCCGACAAGGUUACAGUGGGCACAUACGACGUUACCAGUGCGGGCAUGUACGGUCUCGUCUUCGACAACACCUUCUCCAAGCAGACGUCCAAGACGGCCACGUUUGUUCUGCUUACCUACCCCACCGGCGCCCCGCCCCAGACUGCCCACCAUCUGCCUACCGUACAAGCGGGGGCCGGCUCCAACGCCAGCAGAACGAGCUUGGGAGCAGGUACUACUCCCCGACUGGGCGCCGCCAAUUCCGACUCGGUCGAUAGUCUACCCAGCAAUGAGACCGCCGGGCGCGGCCGUGCUGCCUCGAAUGCGAGAAGUGAGGGCGGAUUUGUGCCGGGCGCAACCUACCACGUCGGUGUGCUUCUCAAGAGACGUCGCAAGAAGGGCCAAGGUUUUGCUAGGCGCUUCUUCUCCCUCGACUUUACGACUUGCACGCUAUCCUACUACCACAACCGCAACUCGUCUGCCCUGCGAGGAGCUAUCCCUCUGAGCUUGGCCGCCAUUGCCGCUGACGAAAGACGGCGCGAGAUUACCAUUGAUUCUGGUGCCGAGAUCUGGCACUUGAAGGCGUCCGGUCCCAAGGACUUCAACGACUGGGCCAAGGCCUUGGAAAAGGCCAGUCGUAUUGCUCGGGGUCUGGAGACCCUCAACAACGGCGCAUCCCUUGGUGUUGACAGACCGGCUUCGCGGCCCUCCACCAGCGUACCCAGCGCACAGCAGGAGGACGAAAGAGAAUGGGCGCAGGUCGAGUCCUUGGUUAGCAGGGUUGCAGGAACAAGAGAUGCUCUCAGGCGCCUGGUCAAGGAUAUGGCUGCCGAGAAACAAGCGCCUGGUGCUAGUCAGGCCUCGUUGCUCUCACCCAACACGCCAGCGAUUGCGGAGGACUCUGAGACCUACUUCACUCCCUCGACGGAGUCGCGCAGGCCGUUUUGGAAGCGCAAGACCAGCAAUGCUUCGCCGGGCGCGCAACCAGGCGUUCAGGCAACGACUGGAGCUGCUCUGGCGGUGCCAUCGCCAGCCAGUGCGACGGCCGUUGCGGAGGAGCGGAACCCAUACGAUAACUGCGCGGCUCUUCUGAAUGAUUUGGAUUCUGUGGUGGUUGAGUUUUCUCAGCUGCUGUCUAAGAAUAAGCGCCGAAGAAUCCCUUCGCAAAUGAUGCCGCCUAACAUGAUGCCUGCGGCUUCCAGAAAGAGUUACGAGUCUACAGCGUCUACCAUUGAUGAGUUCUUUGAUGCCGAGGCUGGUGAGCAGGGUGGCGCGGGACAGAACCAGGUUAUGAUCAUUCGUCAGAGCGAAGAGGACAUGCCCGGCUCAGAUGCGGAGGAGGUCGAUAUCCACGACUCCUCAUCAGUCUCUUCUGUCGAGGAAGAGGAGGAGUUUGAAGGCGUCGGUACAGAAAACCAUGACAGUCUGUUCCCCGUUAAGCCCAAGUCUCUUGCGCCACUGCCUAUCACAGACACGGUUACCAGACGCACGACGAUUCCGGCCGCCAAAGUGCCUCCUCCCAGUCUCAUCGCGUUCGUCCGCAAGAACGUGGGUAAAGAUCUUAGUACGAUCAGUAUGCCCGUUUCUGCGAACGAGCCUUUGUCACUGUGCCAGCGUAUAGCGGAACAGCUUGAAUACGGCCAGCUUCUCACGGAGGCUGCCAAGAAGACUGACGCGAACGAGCGUCUUCUGUAUGUUACGGCCUUUGCUGUCUCCCAGUUCAGCAACGGUCGUGCCAAGGAGCGUGCUACGCGCAAGCCCUUCAACCCUCUGUUGGGUGAGACGUUCGAACUGGUGCGCUCCGAGAACGAAGUGCCUGGCGGGUUUAGAGUGCUGGUCGAGAAAAUCUGCCAUCGCCCUGUCCGCCUUGCCGUACAAGCCGACAGUGCUCUGUGGUCUUUCUCCCAGUCGCCGGCUCCUUCGCAGAAGUUCUGGGGUAAGAGUGCCGAAAUCACUACCGAGGGCCGUGUGCGGGUCAGCCUGCAUCUCCCCGACGGCACCGACGAGCUCUACAGCUGGCACAUCGCCACCGUCUUCCUCCGCAACGUUGUCUACGGCGAGAAGUACGUCGAGCCCGUCGGCAACAUGAACGUUAACAACGAGACUUCGGGCGCCAAGGCUGUCGUCGAGUUCCGUUCCGCUAAGGGCAUGUUCGGUGGCCGAGGCGAAGAGGUCCACGUCGAGACGUUUGGUCCCGACGGGUCCAACACGGGCCAGGCGCUCACGGGCAAUUGGACGAGCAGUCUCAAGACUGCCCCUGGAGGCAAGGAGAUUUGGAAGGCGGGCAGCCUCGUUCCCAACGCGGCGAAUACUUAUGGCUUUACGACCUUUGCCGCGUCGCUGAAUGAAAUCACACCCUUGGAGAAGGACAAGUUGCCGCCUACGGAUAGCAGGUUGCGUCCCGAUCAGCGGUUCCACGAGCAAGGCGAUUUGGACUCUGCUGAAGAGUGGAAGGUCAAGUUGGAGGAGGCGCAGAGAGUGCGCAGAAAGCAGAUGGAGGAGAGAGGAGAGGAGUAUAAGCCGAAAUGGUUCGUCAAGGUGGCUACGGGCCAGGACGGCGAGGAGGUGUGGAAGUUGAAGGGCGGGAAGGAGGGGUAUUGGGAGGAAAGGGCGAAGAGUGGUGGGCAGUGGACGGGGGUGCUGGAUAUCUUUUCGGGGUAAUCUGGUGAUUUGGUGAGAGUGAGUGAGUGAGUGAGUGAGUGAGUGAUAUGGAGGAGUCGUGAGGAGGUAAUGUCUAGUCUAGUGUACACAAAAGCCAGCCCAGCGUGCGAGAGCGAAGCAUGUCAUAUUUGGUGUCUAAUUUCGUCACACUCCUUAUAUUGAGUAUCACUACAGUACUACUAAGAAACAUUGAAUGAAGAAGAAAAAAAGGGGUUU
Molecule: messenger RNA, 3177 nt
Organism: Neurospora tetrasperma FGSC 2508
Lineage: Eukaryota; Fungi; Ascomycota; Sordariomycetes; Sordariales; Sordariaceae
Exons: 3
Coding region: 1-2961 (986 amino acids)
Biological process (GO): exocytosis; ER to Golgi ceramide transport; maintenance of cell polarity
Cellular component (GO): perinuclear endoplasmic reticulum; plasma membrane; cytosol
Molecular function (GO): sterol binding
Source: RefSeq, a predicted model, not a curated record